Molecule: messenger RNA, 470 nt
Organism: Xyrichtys novacula (pearly razorfish)
Lineage: Eukaryota; Metazoa; Chordata; Actinopteri; Labriformes; Labridae
Source: the annotation of a GenBank genome assembly
AUGCCAGCUACAGCAGAUGUCAUCACAUUUAGAUCAUCAGUUCUUCUUCACUGCAGCUUUAAAAUUUCCCUGAGGUAACAGUGUAUUUCCUUGCCCCAUAACAAUAAUCAUGUUUGACCAACAAACAAAAGCACAGUAUUACUGUUAGAACAGGAUUUUUGUAUUGAUUAAAAGUUAAAGGGAAGGGGAUUUUGUUUGUUUUUUUCAGGCCUCACCUCCUCCUGCCUCUGACUCCAGUGAUGCUGUCAACUCAAACACUGAUAACUGCACACAGCAAGUCUACACCCACAGGUCAAAAGUCAAAACCUUACCUCGCUUUAAAACUUCACUCUGAACUGAACUGGGCUCUGCUUUUGGUUUUGAACAAAAGUGCCCAACAGAACACAGUACUCAGUGAGGAACCGACAAACUGUCUUCAGGACAGGACAACUACUUAUAUUGUUUUGAAACGUGUUUUCUACAUUGUGUGA